Molecule: messenger RNA, 1392 nt
Organism: Podospora anserina S mat+
Lineage: Eukaryota; Fungi; Ascomycota; Sordariomycetes; Sordariales; Podosporaceae
Exons: 4
Molecular function (GO): protein binding
Source: RefSeq, a predicted model, not a curated record
CUCCCAGAACCCACACACCGUCUGGCCUUCAAGUUUUCACCCAUACUUUGGUCUUGUUUCUUCCUGACUAUCAACCAUGUUUCUGCCCUUCAGACCAUAUGUCUCAAUCCUCUACUCUCCCCAUUAUCUGCUGCACCGAAGCAGUCACCUCUUUUAGUGGAUGACGAAUCGGAUUCCUUUGACAUUCCCAAUCUGCCGUGGACCCACCAACCUCUCUGCUCCACGUCCUUCUCCGACAUUCCAGGCGAGAAGUUUUGUGUCUUUUCGUCCGCGUCGUACAAUCUAGGGGCUGGAGUUUCCUUUCUGACAACUCCAGAAACUGCUGCUGGCCUGGUGGUGGCCAUCGACAGAGCUGCGAACCAUUGGCUAGAGAGAAGACAUUUCAAACCCCAGGAGGAGUUUCAGCAUCCCGAUCUGCCAUACGCCAUCAUCUCUAUUCCCGGAAAGGGAAAAGGAGUCAUCGCAACCAGAAAGAUCAGCCGGUUUGAAACCAUCAUGCGCGCCUUUCCUGCCGUGAUUGCGGAUAACGCUUUUUUCCCCCGGGAAGAGGAGGACGAAGCAGGUGUCAAAUUCAAGGUGACAGAGGGAGGCACGCGCAAGGCCACACCAGCAGGAGAAUCUGUGGGAGCAAGAGGUUUUGUAAAAGGUAGAAAGUAUUACCAGCGAGCGUUGGAGCAACUGGGGGACAGACAACGGGUUUUGAACCUGGCGAGGAGCAGAAAAGGUGAAAUGCAUGUGCUGGAAGAUGUGAUCCGCACCAAUGCCUUUGGCAUGACAGUCAACGGUCGUGAUUGCAAAGGGCUGUAUCCCGAGAUUGCGGUUAGGAUGAACCACGCUUGUGAUCCCAAAGUGGCUGAUUGCUCUAGUGCCUUUCCACGCUUCACCUCCAACGAUUUGGUCAUGUCGGCGGUCGCAACGAGAGAUAUCAUGCCGGGAGAAGAGAUCACCAUUAGCUAUAUCCCGCUGGGCAUGCCCACGUCAUACCGUGCCAAAUCGCUGGGCAACUGGCAUUUCAACUGCACCUGUGCACUUUGCACGGCCCCGGCCGAGGCCAGAGACGCGUCCGACUCUCGUCGCGAGCGGCUGAUGGAGCUGUUUUAUGCCAUGCAGGACUCGGAGACCCAAUAUGACGCUUUGGUAGAUUGGACCCGAGAGUUCAUCGAGCUGGCACAAGUGGAAAGGCUUAUUACCAAGAUUGGGGAAUACUACCAGGUUUUCAUGAAGUUAUACUAUGAUAAAGGGGACCCGGAGAGCGCGAAAAAGUACGGAGAGGCUGCAUUGUACUUUGCCGAGAUCUUUUCAGACCCCGAGGGUGGAUUCUGUACCAGUCUGAGAGAAGACUUGCAAGUUGUCGAGAAGGUUCUUGCAGAGAGCAAGGCAAAGUUGGGGUAA